GACAUUUCUUCUCUCAGAUCGAAGUUUAAACAAAUUUUCUGGCGCCAGUUAAAUUGUUGAUAAAUUUUCUUCUACAAUUUUUGUAUUCGCAAUUAUUGUUUAUUAAACAACGUUAACCUGAUAAGUUUUUAAACAAUUUGAAAUUGAACACAGUGAUAAACUAAAUCAAAACCAAACAACCAUGGACGGUUUAAAGCCAAAUCAUUCCUUAAAUUUGGACAUCAAUGCCCAAAGGAACUUUAUGAAAUUUUAUGCAAAACUUGGCGAAAAACCACCUACAACAGUGCGAUUUUUCGAUCGUACAGAAUAUUAUUCCAUCCACGGUGUCGAUGACACAGACCUCGUGUCUCGAAUCUUUUACAAAACUACAGCUCACAUUCAGACCAUGUCCCCUGACGGUGAUGAAUCCGACAAACUUCCUUAUCUCACUCUUUCAAAGAAUCACUUUGAAAAUGUCAUUCGCGAUUUACUCCUUGUGAAGAACUAUCGCGUUGAAGUUUACACAAAGAAAGCCAAUUCCAGUGAUUGGAAAAUCGAAUUCCGUGGAUCACCUGGCAAUCUGAUUCAAUUUGAGGAUUUGCUUUUUGCAAACAAAGAAGUCUUGGUUGGGAAUACCAUAAUUUCACUACAAAUUCGAAUGGAAGGUGCCCAGAAAAAGAUCGGUCUGGUGUCUGUGGAACAAAAUGAUUGUCUCUUUUUGGUAACCGAGUUUGUCGAUGAUGAUUUCUUCACCGAAUUGGAAGCGACUGUUGUAUUACUUGGACCUAAGGAGUGUCUUUUGCCUAAAAUCGACGGAGAGUAUGCUGCCAUAAAAACGCUCAUGGAACGAAAUGGAGUCAUGGUGUCCCAAUCAAAAAAAUAUUCUGGUGAUAAAUCUGACCUCAUUCAGGAUCUUAACAAACUCCUGAGAUUCGCCAAAGGACAGCAAGAAGAUGCCUCAACAUUUACAGAGAUUCACAUGGAAUUGGCAAUGGAUUCGCUUCGAGCUGCCAUCAACUAUCUUAGUCUGGUUUCCGAUCCAGGCAAUCUGGGACACUAUGAGCUGAAGACAUUGAAUCUCAAUCGCUAUGUCCAUCUGGACGCUGCUGCUGUGUCUGCUCUUAAUAUCCUUCCCAAGCCAGGAACUCAAAUCAGCUCUCCUUCAUUUCGUUGGCAGAGCAUAUUGGGUGUUCUUGAUCAAUGUCGAACGGCACAGGGUCAUCGGUUGAUGGCUCAGUGGGUCAAACAGCCUCUACGCAGUAAAGAAGUCCUCAAUGAUCGACACGACGUGGUCCAGUGCUUGACUGAGAGUCCAACAGCUAUGUCUUCGAUUCACGAAGAUUAUCUUAAACGCAUCCCAGACAUAUUGAUGCUUACUAAGAAACUCAUGAGAAAGAAAGCCUCCAUUCAGGAUCUCUUCCGGAUCUACCAAGUGAUUCUGAGAGCACCUCGUCUCAUCUCGACUCUGCUAGCAUUGGAGAACAACACAGUGACAAAUGUUAUAUGUGAACCAAUGAAGAGCACUCUGGGCGACUUGGCAGGCUUAAAACAAAUGGUAGAGCAAGUUGUUGACCUGGAAAUAGUGGAAAAUGGAGAGUACAUGGUGAAGGCUUCAUUUGAUGAGAAUUUAGCAGAAAUGAAAGAAAAAAUGGACAAACUUCUUGAGAAAAUGAAUAAAUUACUAACAAAAGCCAGUCAAGAUUUGGAAAUCGAUAAAGGACAAUUUGUCAAGCUUGAAAGUGUGUCCCAUUUGGGUUAUCAUUUUCGAAUUGCCCUCAAAGAUGAUAGCGUUUUGAGAAAGUCCAAGUCCUAUAAGGUUCUCGAUGUUAUUCGAGGUGGAGUUCGAUUUACUUCUGACAAACUAACCGCCUACAGUCAGGCGUUUGGUGAGAUUCGGGAGCAAUAUGAGGAGGAACAGAAAUCUAUCGUCGAAGAGGUUAUUAAAGUGGCUAAAGGCUAUUCGGCUCCAUUGACUUCGUUGAACAAUCAAAUUGCUCAGCUGGAUUGUUUGGUUAGUUUUGCUGUUGCUGCCCAUAAUGCUCCGACUCCAUAUGUUCGACCGAAAAUGUUGGAUGAAGGAUCUGGAGAGCUUACCCUGAAGGAUGUGAGACAUCCAUGUUUGGAAUUGCAAGAGAAUGUCACGUUCAUCUCGAAUGAUGUAGAGUUUAAGAAAGAUGAUUGCAAUAUGUUCAUUAUAACUGGGCCAAAUAUGGGCGGUAAAAGUACUUAUAUCAGAUCUGUGGGCACAGCAGUUCUUAUGGCACAUGUUGGAUCAUUUGUGCCAUGUUCCCAGGCAACUAUCUCAAUGGUAGAUUCGAUUUUAGGACGAGUUGGAGCUAGUGAUAAUAUCAUCAAGGGUUUGAGUACGUUUAUGGUCGAGAUGAUUGAAACCUCAGGGAUUAUCAGAACUGCCACAGAAAAAUCUUUAGUAAUCAUUGAUGAAUUGGGACGAGGAACCUCGACGUAUGAAGGUUGCGGAAUUGCUUGGUCGAUUGCAGAACAUCUUGCAAAAGAAACCAAAUGUUUCACAUUAUUCGCUACACAUUUCCAUGAAAUCACUAACCUCGCCGAAACUUGUUCGACAGUUAGGAACUGUCAUAUGGCUGCUUUGGCCGAUGAUGAGAACUUUACACUUCUAUUUCAAGUUCGUGCGGGUGUUAUGCAAAAGAGUUUUGGUAUACAAGUAGCUAGGUUGGCCAAUUUUCCUGAUUCUGUUGUUAAAAUGGCCCAAAAUGUCUAUCACGAAUUUGAAGAUGAAAAUGUUCAAAAAAGAACUCAAAAAGAUGAAGAAUUAAUUAAUAAAAUCGAAACAGCUAUUGAUAAUUUAUCAUCGGGUAAUAAUGUUGAUAUAAAUGAAGGAGAUCUAACCAAGUUGGUGGAACAAUUUAAAAAAGAUAUACAGGAAUUGGAUAGUGAGUACUUUAAGGCAGUGCUAUCAACUGCGAGUGAUUAAAAAUAAAGAGAACACAAAAAACAAAGAUCUGCGAUCACCCACAUACAAAUACACACAUCACUUAAAAAGUGGUCUUCCUAAAAAGAAUAAAAUUAAUCAGUAUUUCUAA
Episyrphus balteatus (marmalade hoverfly) is the source of this 3041-nucleotide messenger RNA. It is a transcript of the gene spel1, whose product is annotated as DNA mismatch repair protein spellchecker 1. Gene Ontology annotation, biological process: mitotic recombination; mismatch repair. The coding region runs from base 182 to 2932 and encodes 916 amino acids. Gene Ontology annotation, cellular component: MutSalpha complex; nucleus. Lineage: Eukaryota; Metazoa; Arthropoda; Insecta; Diptera; Syrphidae. Gene Ontology annotation, molecular function: mismatched DNA binding; ATP binding; ATP-dependent DNA damage sensor activity. The transcript has 8 exons. The record is from RefSeq and is a predicted model, not a curated record.